GAGUCGGGCUGGGAGGCAGGGGGCAAUCAGUGGCGUCGCCGGCUGGCUGGGGUGCUGGCAUGGCCCGGUGCUUGUGAGAGCGGAGUGCGCGAGGGGCCGCUGCCACCAUGCCCAGGGCUGUGUGCGCCGCCGGGCUGUGCCUGCUGGCGCUCGCCCUGCCGGUGUGGACCAGAAGAGGAAGUGAGGAAGGCAGCCCCCAGCUACAGCAUGAACUAACCAUACCUCAGUGGAAGACUGAAGAAAGCCGCAUGGGAGAAAAGCAUCCACGCAAAGCUGAGCUCAGGGUCAUGGCCGAGGGGCGAGAGCUGAUCCUGGACCUGGAGAAGAAUGAGUACCUUUUUGCUCCAGCCUACACAGAAACCCAGUAUACUCCCAGUGGCAACCCUCAGACCACCACGCUGAAAUCCGAGGAUCACUGCUUUUACCACGGGACAGUGAGGAAGGCAUAUCAGUCCAGUGUCACGCUCAGCACCUGCCGGGGAAUGAGAGGACUGAUUGUGGUGAACAGUAACCUCAGCUACGUCAUCGAGCCCCUCCCUGGCAGCGAGGACCACCACCUCAUUUACAGAACCGAACAUCUCAAGCUGCCUCCUGGGAGCUGUGGGUCUGAGCACUCCGGCACCGGCACCAGGGACUGGGGCCUUCAGUUUACAAACCAGAUCAAGAAGGGACCUCAUCGGAUGAAAAGGGACGAUUUAAGUGCCAUGAAGUAUGUGGAGCUGUACAUCGUGGCUGAUUAUGCGGAGUUUCAGAAGAACGGACGAGACCAGGAUGCCACCAAACACAAGCUCAUGGAGAUCGCCAAUUACGUUGAUAAGUUUUACCGAUCCUUGAACAUCCGGAUUGCUCUCGUGGGCUUGGAAGUGUGGACUCACGGGGAUAUGUGUGAAGUUUCGGAGAACCCUUACUCUACCCUCUGGUCAUUUCUUCGUUGGAGGCGCAAGCUGCUCACUCAGAAGAAACACGACAAUGCACAGUUAAUCACGGGCAGGUCUUUCCAGGGCAUCACCAUCGGCCUGGCCCCCCUCAUGGCCAUGUGCUCCGUGUACCAGUCCGGAGGCGUCAACAUGGACCACUCUGAGAAUUCCAUCGGCGUGGCUGCCACCAUGGCCCAUGAGAUGGGCCACAAUUUUGGCAUGAGCCAUGAUUCUGCCAAUUGCUGCCCAGCCAGCGAGGCUGACGGUGGGUGCAUCAUGGCAGCUGCCACUGGCCAUCCUUUCCCCAAAGUCUUCAAUGGAUGCAACAAAAGGGAGCUGGACAGGUAUUUGCAGUCAGGUGGCGGGAUGUGUCUCUCGAACAUGCCAGACACCAGGACGCUGUAUGGAGGCCGGAGAUGUGGAAACGGGUACCUGGAAGACGGGGAAGAGUGCGACUGUGGGGAGGAAGAGGAAUGUAGAAACCCUUGCUGCAAUGCCUCUAAUUGCACCCUGAGACAAGGGGCCGAGUGUGCCCAUGGCGCCUGCUGUCACCAGUGUAAGCUGCUGGCCCCUGGCACACUGUGCCGUGAGCAGGCCCGACAGUGCGACCUCCCGGAGUUCUGCACAGGCAAGUCUCCCCAUUGUCCCACCAACUUCUACCAGAUGGACGGCACCCCCUGCGAGGGCGGCCAGGCCUACUGCUACAACGGCAUGUGCCUCACCUACCAGAAGCAGUGCCAGCAGCUGUGGGGGCCUGGAGCCCGGCCUGCUCCUGAUCUCUGCUUCGAGAAGGUGAAUGUGGCAGGGGACACCUUUGGAAACUGUGGGAAGGACAUGAAUGGGAAACACAAGAAGUGCAACUUGAGAGAUGCCAAGUGUGGGAAGAUCCAGUGUCAGAGUUCUGAGGCCCAGCCGCUGGAGUCCAACGCGGUGUCCAUCGACACCACCAUCAUCAUGAAUGGGAGGCACAUCCGUUGUCGGGGCACCCACGUCUAUCGAAGUCCCGGAGAUGAGGGUGACAUUCUGGACCCUGGCCUGGUGAUGACCGGAACCAAGUGUGGUCACAACCAUAUUUGCUUCGAGGGCCAGUGCAGGAACACGUCCUUCUUCGAAACGGCAGGCUGUGGGAAGAAGUGCAACGGCCGCGGGGUCUGCAACAACAACCAGAACUGCCACUGCUUCCCGGGCUGGGCGCCACCCUUCUGCGACACGCCGGGCCAGGGGGGCAGCGUCGACAGCGGGCCCAUGCCCCCGGAGGGUGUGGGUCCUGUGCUUGCCGGAGUGUUCUCGGCCAUCUUCGUGCUGGCGGUCCUGGUGCUGAUCUACCACUGCUGCAAACAGAACAGCAAACUGAGCCACCUCAAGCCCUUCGCCCUUCCCUCCAAGCUGAGGCAACAGUUCAGUUGUCCCUUCAGGGUAUCUCAGAACAGCGGAACUGGCCAUGCCAACCCAACGUUCAAGUUGCAGACCCCCCAGGGCAAGCGAAAGGUGACCAACACCCCUGAAACUCUGCGGAAGCCCCCUCAGCCUCCCCCACGGCCCCCUCCGGACUAUCUGCAUGGCGGGUCCCCUCCCAUGCCAUUGCCAGCACACCUCAUCCGGGCCCCUAGGAACCCCCCUGGGGCCGCGUCCCAAAUAGAGAGGAAGGAGUCACCCAGGAGGCCCCCCCCAAGCCGGCCAAUGCCCCCCCCACCGAACUGUGUCCUCUCCCAGGAUCUCUCCAGGCCUCGGCCACCCCAGAAGGCUCUCCCCGCUAACCCGGUGCCCGGCCGCAAGAACCUGCCCCGGCCAGGCGGCACCUCCGUCCUGCUGCCCUCUGCCCCCGUCUCUCAGCGCGCUCGGCCUCUGGUAGCAUCUGCCCCAAAGUUUCCUGACUACAGAUCCCGCAGGGCUGGGGGGAUGACUAGCUCAAGAAUCUAGACCUGCCAAAGGGGCUGCUCCCUUUCCUUGAGGACUCUGAACAACAAC
Molecule: messenger RNA, 2885 nt
Organism: Pteronotus mesoamericanus
Lineage: Eukaryota; Metazoa; Chordata; Mammalia; Chiroptera; Mormoopidae
Gene: ADAM19
Product: ADAM metallopeptidase domain 19
Exons: 23
Coding region: 108-2837 (909 amino acids)
Biological process (GO): membrane protein ectodomain proteolysis
Molecular function (GO): metalloendopeptidase activity
Source: RefSeq, a predicted model, not a curated record